This is a messenger RNA of Gallus gallus (chicken), 2460 nucleotides long. It is a transcript of the gene ZNF513, whose product is annotated as zinc finger protein 513. The transcript is spliced from 4 exons. Lineage: Eukaryota; Metazoa; Chordata; Aves; Galliformes; Phasianidae. The record is from RefSeq and is a predicted model, not a curated record. Bases 16 to 2076 code for a protein of 686 amino acids. Gene Ontology annotation, biological process: negative regulation of transcription by RNA polymerase II; regulation of immune system process; regulation of cytokine production.
GCCGCUCCGACCCGAAUGACUCCACGGUUCCACCACCCCGCCCGGACCGCCCUGAGCCGUACCUCAGUGACCUCUCAGCUCCGGAUCACCGCCGACGGCGCCGCACACCGAGGAUCGCUCAGACGUCCAGCGGAGCCCCGGAGCGAGCGGCACAGCUCCUGCAGGCGGGGACCGGGCCUGGGGCCGGGCCCGAAGCCUCAGAGCGACGGGGACACGCGCACGGCCUCGCUCACGUCCAGCGCAGGGCCCGGCCCCGGGGACCCGCUCGAUCCCCACCUGCCUCCCCCGCUGCCCGGCCGGGCCCCCCCCGCCGCAUACCGAAGCCGCGGCCCCAACGGCCGCCGCCCGCGUCCCUCCGGCACCGGCACUGAGGCGGCGGGGCGGGCGGGCGACGGACCGAGAGCACACUUCCGGGUUCGCGAUCUACUUCCGGCGCGUGGCGCCAGCUUCCGGCGCCGGCCCUGUCCCGCGGCGGCCGGAAGCGGAAGUGCCCGGUCGAGGCGGGGCGGCGGUGGCCGCCCCGGGCUGGCGGGGGCGGCUGGCGGGCCGCGGGCGGGACGGAGGGCGGCGGAGCCGGGACCGACCACGAUGCCCCGGCGGAAGCAGAGCCACCCGCAGCCGGUGAAGGCGGAAGCGGAGGACGGCCCCGAGGAGACGGCGGGAGCGGCGCUGGUGCUGCCCGGCGACCUGCUGCUGGGCCGCGGCCUGGCCUGCGAGAAGGGACCGCCAGCAGAGGCACUGGUGGGGAAGAUCGCCAUCCCAGCGUACACGCUGAGCGACGACGACUGCUCCUCCGGGUACCAGCAGCUGAGCGUGGACAGCGACCCCGAGGAGGGCGGCGAGCCCGGCCCCGCAGCGCUGCCCUGCCGCCAGUGUGGGCUGCAGCUGGCUGCCAGCCUGGGCCAGAGCUGCCUGCAGUGCGCCGGCACUGAGGGCGGCCGCAACCAGCGCAUCGUGUACACCUGCCAGCUCUGUCCCUUCGCCUCCCACUACUCCAGCCACCUCAAGCGCCACAUGAAGACACACAACGGGGAGAAGCCGUUUGCGUGCCCGCAGUGUGCCUACGCCUCGGCCCAGCUGGUGAACCUGACCCGCCACCUGCGCACGCACACCGGGGAGAAGCCCUACCGCUGCACGGGCUGCAGCUUCGCCUGCAGCAGCCUGGGCAACCUCAAACGCCACGAACGGGUCCACAGCCAGGACAAGCCCUUCCAGUGUGCUGCUUGCGACUACCGCUGCAACCAGAGCCGCAACCUGAAGCGGCACAUGCUCAGCCACCGCCUGCCUGAAGGCGAGGGGCAGCACCAGCAAGACAAGGACCCGGAGCCGCUGCUGCCGGAGCUGAACCUGCACAUGGGCAGCGGCAGCGGCCCCUUCCUGCCCGGCUGCGCGCGGCUGCGGGGCGAGGAGACGGCCGUGCUGCCCGAGCUGCUCUUCCCCUUUACGUGCCGCAUGUGUGGGCUGGUGCUGGACGAUGGGUUCGCACAGGACGAGGGCCUGGCCGAGCAGGUCUGUGGGCGCUGCAGCCUGGCGGUGCUGGGCACCGAGCCGGGCGCCAGCCCUCGUAAAGGCACCGGGGACAAAGGCUUCGCUUGCAGCCUCUGCCCCUUUGUCACCCACUACCCCAACCACUUGGCACGGCACAUGAAGACGCACAGCGGGGAGAAGCCGUUCGCCUGCCCGCUCUGCCCCUACGCCUCCGCCCACCUCGACAACCUGAAGCGGCACCAGCGCGUGCACACGGGUGAGAAGCCCUACAAGUGCCAGCUGUGUGACUACGCCUGCGGCAACCUGGCCAACCUCAAGCGCCACGGGCGCAUCCACUCGGGCGACAAGCCCUUCCAGUGCAGCCUGUGCAGUUACAGCUGCAACCAGAGCAUGAACCUGAAGCGGCACAUGCUGCGACACACGGGCGAGAAGCCCUUCCAGUGCCGGGACUGCACCUACACCACUGGCCACUGGGACAACUACAAGCGCCACCAGAAAAUCCACGGCCACACGGCUGAGAAUUGGGUCAACCCACGCAACGCCAAAGCCCUCCUGGCUCCUCCUGCCGUGGACACGGCCCUGCCCUGAACAGCACUUAGUCCGGCUGCGGGGGCUCGGCCCCACGCCGGGCCCUGGGGGGGCCACAGGGCACCCCAACCCCUCGCCAGCUGCGGCCCCUGCCCUCCCUGGGGGAGGGAUGGGCAACAAGCUCCCCUGGGCUCAGGGCUGCCUUAAGCAGGGCCCACCGCCCUGGGAGGGGUCUCUCACAGCCCUGCGCUGCCCGUGGUGGGGCUGUAUCCUUGGCACCACGCUGGGUGGCACCGGCCUGUUCCUCCUGCCCGUCAGAGCCUUCCUCCGCCAGCAUAUGGGAAAAGGGAGGAAGGGGAGAACAGGACUGGUUCUGUGGCUGCUGCCGUACCGGUCAGUGUAAUUUAUAUUGUGUAUAAAAGCAUUAAACAGUCAGUUUUGUUA